UUCACAAAAUUGUCAGUAUGAAAAUAAUGUUCUUUACAGGAUCAGUGCCAUAUAAGCUAAUCAAUGAAGUGGUGACCAGCAAAUUUCUGAUGAAGGACAUACCAAAGUUGUCACCAGUCCAUCAAACCUAUGUCCUGGAAGUGUUUCACUCCAUCAUAAAUCAUUAUGCCCCAAAGAGCACCCAUUUCCAGUAUGCAGCCAUGAAUGCAAGAAAUAGUGUAGCUGUUCUACAUUACAAUGAGAACAGCAACAGACCCCAGGCAACUACAAGGAAUGGAGAGUUGAAGUUUGCAACUUGCUACCCCAAAGCUAAAAAAGGGACAGCUGCUGUGGUAAAACCAUGCAAACCUCCACCAACAUUUGGAUAUGUCACACUCAUCCAGCAAGCCUUGGUGGACAGAAGUACAGAGUGUCCAACGUAUAAAACAGCUUCAAACAAUGUCAAGCUUCUCAACCUGUACAACCCUCCCACCCUGGCCUCCACAUUUGAGCGAUUCGAUAAGAAUGAGCUGAUACAACAACAUCGCUCUCGAUUUCAAAACACAACAGUUUCCCCAUCAGAUGAAUGCUGCACAGUUUGAAGAAACAAACACAAAUUAUCUCUGUUAUUAUUCAUUGACACGAGCAUAUUUGAAGCCACAGUACUGUUCAGAUGGAAAUGUUUCUCUAAUCUUCUGCACAACACAAGCAGGCAAUAUCUUUCUGUUGUGGCGUCCCAACCGAUGCCAUAUCCACCGAACAAAUCUCCUAUAGGCAAUAUGUCUGUAUAUCCUGCAAAGGAAGAAUUCAUGCUAUGUUGGAGACAUUUUAGAUAGUCUGCAGAAUGAGGACAGUGAACUGACUAAUUAUAUUAUUUAUUGAAGGUUAUCUGUGCAAUCAUGAUAUGACAAGAAUUCAGAACACAUACUUGUACUGUGAUAAUACAUGAACAAGGUUAUUUUCUAUAUCUUUCUUUUUUCCAAAACAAUUUUUUGUAUUUAUUCAAAUUAAGGCACUAUACUUUGUUAUUGAUUUUGCUUUACUACUAGACCAGUGUGAGUUGUAUUCUGAGCCAACAGUAAUAAAAUCUAAUGUUGGUUUUUAAUCAUAAAAUAUCCUGAACUACUUACUCAUGUAUUGGUUCAUUAUCAUCAAACGGACCCACAUUUUCCAUGUACUCAUACAUGGAAACAUGCAGAACAUGUCUAUUCAGGCAGUUAGCAAUGAAUGCUUCAUGGUCUGUGAUGCAGUUGAGCUCCGCGGUUUCUGUCUGAUGGUUGACAAGAUCAAUUUCUGUACAGCAAAUACACUCCUUUACAGUUGUCAUGGAUGAGCAUUUGCCACAGACACACCUAAAAUAACAUACAGCAUAAUUUUGCAUGAAUACUGUCAUCCAUUUCAUACCAGACUAUUUGUACAGUCAAACCUGUAAUAGCAGACACCCUUAUAUAGUGGACACCUGUCCAUAACGGACAGUUCUAGGAAUCCCCAGUGAAAAUGACUAUAUAUGGUUAUCUUAGUAAAUCAUAUUUAUCAACUAAAAUGAAAAUGAUCAUUUCAACUGUUUGCUUUGAAAAGCAAGUACUGCAUUUGACUCACAGU
Molecule: messenger RNA, 1581 nt
Organism: Pecten maximus
Lineage: Eukaryota; Metazoa; Mollusca; Bivalvia; Pectinida; Pectinidae
Exons: 3
Coding region: 18-581 (187 amino acids)
Source: RefSeq, a predicted model, not a curated record